Molecule: messenger RNA, 5973 nt
Organism: Phymastichus coffea
Lineage: Eukaryota; Metazoa; Arthropoda; Insecta; Hymenoptera; Eulophidae
Gene: cyc
Product: basic helix-loop-helix ARNT-like protein 1
Exons: 16
Coding region: 1261-3981 (906 amino acids)
Biological process (GO): regulation of transcription by RNA polymerase II
Cellular component (GO): transcription regulator complex; aryl hydrocarbon receptor complex; cytoplasm
Molecular function (GO): protein dimerization activity; DNA-binding transcription factor activity, RNA polymerase II-specific; RNA polymerase II cis-regulatory region sequence-specific DNA binding
Source: RefSeq, a predicted model, not a curated record
UAUUUAACGAAGUGCUAUUCGUAAUAGUUUAACUUCCACUGAAAAAUAAUAAUAAAGUCUUAAUUCUAGGGAACAGUAUCCGAUGAAAAAUUAAACAAAUAAAAUUAGAUAUAAGAGCAGAGUGCGCGAAUGAGAUGCUUUGUACACUAACGCUGACAUAUCUCGAAACGAAUGAAACGUAUUGACGUCAACUGCACGCAGCAGUUUCGCGCUAAAAUGAUACAUAAAAUGUAUUGUCUGCCUUAAUACAUAGAGACAAAAAUAAAAUUUUGCAGCGAUCGAGAUCAUUUUCAGAUAUCUCCAAGACAAUGUUUUUUCUUACAGCACACACCCAAACUCUCGCUUGUUAUGCAACAUCAUUGUUAAAAAUUAAUACGCACAUCGACCUAAAAAAGAAAUUCAAUAUCUAGCGAUAUCGUCGAAACGUAAAAACAAGUUUAUUCCAGCGUGGCGUAGGCAGUUGUUUAAUCGCUUGCAGUGGCGUUGGUGUUUAUUAUUUGCCUCCUUCUCUCAUUGAAGAGAUAGAGAGAGAGAGAGAGAUGCAAGUGCAUCACGAGCGCAUCGUGACGAGCCGUAAGGUGCUGCCGCCGUCAGGCACUGCUGCAGUUUUGAUACAUGUACACACAAGCACCGCAGGAGAAGACGUCACCAAUAGCUUUAGUAGCGCAUCGUCGCCGGGCGCCAGUUCAGUCCACGCGCUUUCCCACUGUGUCUCCCUCGUGCAUGCGUCUGCCGUUCAGCUCUUCAUGUGAUAGUUUUUAUUUGUCGCGGCUUGUGUGCAAGGUGUGCGGAGCAUGUGGGCAACCUGUUGCUACUACCGGACAGAUACAUGUCCUUAGCCGUUGCAGAUAGCAGACGAACGGUGAAGCUGUUCAAUGAAGCGGAGGCGUCGGAGUUCAGGACAAGUUUUUGAGAACUGCAACAAGAGAAAGUAAAAUCUGCGUUCAACGUGGACGUCUGAACAAGCAAACGCACAGUACGCGAGUGAGUGUCCGCGACAAGAAAGGAAAACGGCGAUAUACGAGUGCAAUCUUCCGACCGGGAGGAGCUCGUUUCAUAGAGAAGAGCGAGUGAAAAAGCGCGCGAACGGCGCCGAGCGGUGAGAAAAAUCGUCGGGUCUCGACGGCGGGAGGCGUCGGGGCCCAACGUGGUGGCGGUACAUUCUCGACAGCUUGCGGCAAUCAGUCAACGUCCGAAGACACAGACGAGCCUCGCCACGAGGCCUCCGUCGAGGAUGCCGCCACUUCCGUUCCUACCUGGAUGUACAGGCUCUUUGACGAGGGUGGAAUAUCGCUGGACGACAGCGUGGCGGACUGCAUCAGCUUCGCGUCGUCGGCGGUGUCGUCGAUCGGCAUCAAGGCCGAGCAGCCGAGUUUCUUGUACAACAACAACAGCAACAGCCUAACCAUGGUCGCCCAGGAGAGCCAAGCUCAGGCUGGCUACGCCGAGCUGCUUCAGCAACAUCACCAGCCACCACCCGAGCCAACUUCGGAUAUGAUAUCGCUGGAAGAGCUGCGGCCGAGAGCAAGGCCGUCCACCAAUUCCGACUCCGGCUCCUCCUUCGGACACGGUUAUCAUCAUCACCAAUAUCACGCCAGACAGCAACAGAGCUACUAUAAUCUCACCAAUGUGCACCAAAGUUCGUGCUCGACAGGCUACUUCGGCGACCUCGAGGCCUCAGCCCCAGCAGCGGCAGCGGCGGCGUCGACAGCAGCAGGCGGUCUGCAGGGCAGGCCCGCGGACGCCGGGCCUGUCCAUGCUGCCAAGCAAGAGAGUCAGGCUGCCAACAGCAGCAACGAGUCGACGACAACAGCCGCGACAACGGUAGCAAUAGCUGAGCCUGCACAGUUGUCUUAUCAGCAGCAGCAGCAGCAGCAGCCACCGCAGCACAUGGAGACGACUCCACAGCCGAAUUCGAGCAUGAUAACCGAACAACAGCAGCAGCAGCAGCAGCAGACUCCAACGCGCGCCGAAGGAAAAUCGUCGUCGAGACAGUAUCACCAUCACCACCACCACCACCAUCAUCACGCGAGAAACUCACAGGACGGUAGUCAGAGCACAACUGGUGAUCGCAACUCAACUGGUAGCGAGUCGCAGUUUUACUCCAAGAAGAGGAAGAUCUUCUACAACGAUGGUAGUGAAGCAAUGGACGACCAGGCCGACGACGCCAAAUCCGUCAGAUCGAACGACGACAGUAAAAAGCAGAAUCACAGCGAGAUCGAGAAGCGCCGCAGGGACAAGAUGAACACGUACAUCACGGAGCUCUCGGCGAUGGUGCCGAUGUGUCACGCGAUGUCGCGCAAGCUCGACAAGCUGACCGUGCUGCGCAUGGCCGUGCAACACCUAAAAACCAUCCUUGGCGCCGUGACUUCUUACACCGAGGGCCACUAUAAGCCUGCUUUCCUCAGCGAUCAGGAACUCAAGACUUUGAUUCUUCAGGCAGCCGAGGGUUUCGUUUUCGUGGUAGGAUGCGAUCGCGGCAGGAUUCUCUACGUCUCCAAGUCUGUCUCGCAGACUCUGAAUUACUCUCAGGGCGAUCUGCUGGGGCAGAGCUGGUUUGACAUCUUACACCCGAAGGACGUGGCUAAGGUCAAGGAGCAGCUUUCCUCGUCGGAUCUCAGUCCCCGCGAGCGUCUCAUCGACGCUAAGACGAUGCUGCCGGUGAAGACGGACGUACCGCAAGGUGUAUCGAGGCUGUGUCCAGGAGCGCGACGCUCCUUCUUUUGCAGAAUGAAGCGAAAGGUGGACAGUCGUUGUGCCGAGUCGCAGAUCAAGGAGGAGGCCGACACAACCACUGGCUAUCACAGGCGGAAAAAGCAGCAGAAUUACGACUGGAAGUACUGCGUGAUUCAAUGUACGGGCUAUUUGAAGUCGUGGGCACCGGCGAAGAUCGGGCUGGAGGAGCAGGAAUCCGAAGUCGACGGCGAGGCUUGCAACUUGUCGUGCUUGGUCGCCGUGGGCAGAGUGCAGGCUCCGCUGGUGGCGCCGACUUCGACGCCGCGCAGACUGAGAUUGCGCACCAUCGAAUUCGUCUCGCGACACGCCAUGGACGGCAAGUUCCUGUUCGUCGACCAAAGAGCUACGUUAGUGCUGGGCUUUCUCCCGCAAGAACUGUUGGGGACCAGUAUGUACGAGUAUUACCACCACGAUGAUAUACCCCAUCUGGCGGAAUCGCACAAAGCGGCACUACAGUCCUCCGAAAGAAUUACCACUCAGGUGUAUAGGUUUCGUAGUAAAGCUGCGAGCUUCGUCAGGCUUUGCUCCGAGUGGAAGUCUUUCAAAAAUCCCUGGACCAAGGACAUUGAGUACCUCAUAGCUAAGAAUUCCGCGGUUUUCUCGGACACGCGGCAAGUCGAGAGUAGCGCUAAUCGCUCCGAAGGUGGCAGCGUGCAAGAGAAUUACGAUUACUUCGCGCAAAGUAACGGAGGAUUGGAAAGGCUAAUAUCAAGCCACGUUGAGGUAAGUAAGAUCGGCCGUCAAAUCGCGGAAGAGGUUCUGGACCUGCAAAGGCGCAGCGAUCAAGACUCCUCGUCGGGCAGUAGCCCGACGCCUGGACCGGAACCCACUCUGCUUAACCCCGAGUCGCAGAUAACGACAACGGCAUCUCCAGAGCAGCCAACGGAAGUGCGACAAGGUGCGGGCAGCGACAAUAGCAGCAGUAAUCGAACGUCAACGUACAGCCAGAUGAACAGCAAUGUUCAACUCAACAUCAUUGCCAGUGAUCAAGGUAGAGCUCGAAGAUUUUCUUUCUCAUUCAUAUACGAAUAUAUGCAAUGUACCAACGUGUGGAUCGUAGGACCACCAGUUGAAGAAGAAAUGAUGGAGAUAAUCGGUGGUACAGCGAUAAACGAGUCGCCAAAUCCAGUACCAACGGACGGAAACGAUGAAGCUGCGAUGGCUGUGAUCAUGAGCUUACUCGAAGCCGAUGCUGGUCUCGGUGGACCUGUCGACUUCUCGGGAUUACCUUGGCCUUUGCCUUAGCGCGUCGACGAACUUUUUAAGUGUGCUGUGAAAGCGCGUUUGUCGCAAAUGAAUAUGCUCGUGGCUCGUUUGGACAUAAAAGACGUGAGGACAUAAAAGUCGUUUGGACAUAAAAGAGGACGUAAAAGAAAAGAGGAGAAACUUGAUGUCUUUUUUGAUCGAUUUUCAAUUUGACGAAAGAACAAAUUCAACGUAUGUUGUGAUAAUUUACAGUAGAGUGAAUUGUGUACGAGCAUUAUUUUUUAAAUGUUAGUAUUGUUGUAUACAAAGCUAGAAUGAAAAAAGUAUGGUGCUGAAGUUACAACUUUCGAUUACGUUCAGUUUUACUGUGCUGUAUUUUAUGUUAAAAGUUGACAAAUGCAUGAUUCAUGCGAACAUAUUUAUUACAAAACAUCAUAUUAGGAAUAGUAUCAGAAUUGGUCAUAUUUUUUAACAAUACGUUUAUUGUAUUGAUGUGCAUUGCUGGAAAUCAAAAUUGAUUACGAUAUUAUCAGUUUUAAUUAAAAUGUAAAUAAAAGAGUUUAUUAUCAAGAAUUGUUCACAUAUUAUUUCUUAAUGUAUGAAUGCGUUCGAUUAAAUUUUCUGUAUUGUAAAAAAUAUGUUUGAUGUAAUUCAUACAGAAAUUGUGAAAAAUGUUAUAUGUAAGAAAUAUAUAAAUGUCCUCGUAAUUAAUUAGGUAAACAAACAAAUUUAGGUGAAUUUUCAAAUGUAUUUUUUGUUUGUACAAUAAGUUUUAGGUAUUGCCAUGUAAAUACUACGUGUUUAUAAAAUUUAUUUAUAAACAUUCAGUGUAUUAGAUUACAAGUAAAUAAUUAUUGAUUAUAAGUGGGAGAAACUUUGUAAAUUAGUUAUAUAUGAAGUUAAUGUUUACAUGGGAAAAAAACAUCAAAACAGAUAUUGUGUAAUGUUUUUUUUGCGAAUCUCGAAAAGGUUUUUUGUCUGGAAAAAUAAUGUCGUAUGAAAAAAAUCAAUGUGAAUAUUAAAAAUAUAUAGUAAUGAAAGUUUUAAUUUUUUUAUAUGAUUAAAAAAAUUUUGCCAUUGAUGAGUAAUUAAUUUAAUUCAACUUAGUUCAAUUCAAUUGGCAAAAUUGGCAAAACUUUAAUCACUUAUCAAUGGCAGAAAACAUUUUGCCAUUAAUAAGUAAUUAAUGUAUGUACAUAGCUUUGUAAAGUUUUUGUAAGUAUUUAAACAAAAUAAUAUAUAAUUGUUUCCACUCAAAAUAGAAAAUAGUAUUUUAUAAUUUUCAAUUGUGCAAUAUUUACAUAAAAACGCAUCAAAGUUGUUUAUGUAAUAAUAACAAGACCAUGAAAAUGUGAUUACAUUUAUAUCUGCGUAAUCAUUUUUCUUAAAUAAAGUGUUUAUCAUUUCACGAGAUGAUUGAAAGAUGCCAUAAAUGAUAAAAACUAUUUUUCCUUAAAUUGUUUUUUUGUAAAACAUUUAGAAAGUUUUGAUUUAUAAUUUAAUUAAUUUCUAUAAAGUUUGUAAAAUAUUUUUUAACUUUUUAUUGAUUAAUGAAAAUUUUUUUAUAAUAAAAAAACUAGUACCGAAAUAAAAUCAAUUUUGUACUGUUCACAUUGAUUUUUGUCGCAUUAAAAAACUUAAAAUUAUAACAAUUGUAUGGUGUUAAUAGUUCCCUUCACUCCAUCAUUUCAUAAUUAUAAAUAGUUUUUUAGGUAAAGUCAGUAAAAUCUAAAAAAGAUAGAAUCGAAACAAAAUUUUGUGGGGCUUAAAUUAAAAAAAUUUUAUAAAUUCUAUUUGACCGUGUGAUAUUAAAGCAAUGAAUGAAAGAUUUCCAUAAAAACACUAGAAAAUUGAUAAUUUAUACAAGUAUAAAUAUAUUUUUGCUUUAAAUUUUAGACAUUUACAACUUCUAUAACUUUGUUUAUACAUUUCAUUUAUUAAAUUUAAUCUUCAACAUAUGAAAACUCCAAGAGUGACCUCAAUAAUGAAAAACAUUACUAUCAACUUACUUGUUAGAAUAUUAGAAAUUAA